AUGUUUGGCCUUGGGACGAUUCUGUACACUUUUACGAUGCUGGGAAACAGCGUGUGCAUCCUAAACGAGGACAGAUUCCUGAACAACGUGGGAAUAUGCAGGAAGAGCGACCAUGCCUCAAUUAGGCAACUUUCCGAGCUGAUUAGAACUGUGAAAACUCUCUGUUUUAUCCCCCUUAUCAUUGUGAAUAGUCUCUUUAUAUGCUACUGGAUGCUUCUGGGGUAG
This is a messenger RNA of Nematocida major, 225 nucleotides long. Its product is annotated as immediate early response 3-interacting protein 1. The coding region runs from base 1 to 225 and encodes 74 amino acids. The transcript has a single exon. Gene Ontology annotation, cellular component: endoplasmic reticulum membrane; COPII-coated ER to Golgi transport vesicle; Golgi membrane. Lineage: Eukaryota; Fungi; Microsporidia. Gene Ontology annotation, biological process: endoplasmic reticulum to Golgi vesicle-mediated transport. The record is from RefSeq and is a predicted model, not a curated record.